CCAAUGUUGUCACUGUCAUGCUUACAUUUACACAUGUGUGGUAUAUUUUUGAAGGCAGUGACCUAUGAUGAUGUAUAUAUCAAAUUCACUCAGGAAGAGUGGGAUUUGCUGAAUCCUUCCCAGAAGAAGCUCUAUGAAGAUGUGAUGCUGGAGACCUUCAGAAACCUAACUACUAUAGGAUACAUUUGGGAAGACUGUAACAUUGAAGAACAUAGUCAAUGUUCUAGAAGAUAUGCAAGGAUUGAAAGAAAUCAAACUGGAGAGAAGUUCUCAGUAUAUUCUCACUGUGCUAAAUACUUGUCUUAUAACACUCAUCUUUUAAGGAAUGAAAAAACACAUACUGGAGAAAAAUGCUCUGAAAUUAAGCAAUGUGGUAAAAUCUUUGCUCAUCACAGUCACCUUCAAAUGCAUAAAAGAACACAUACUGGAGAGAAAUCAUAUGAAUAUAAUCUGCAUGGGAAGGCCUUUGCUGAUCACAGUCAUCUUCAAAAGAAUAAAAGAACACAUAUUAGAGAGAAACUGGAUGAAUGUAAUCAGUAUGGUAAAGCCUUUGCUCAACACAGUGUUCUUCAAACACAUAAAAGACCACAAACUGAAGAAAAACCCUUUGAAUGUAAUCAGUGUGGUAAAGCCUUUACAUGUCAUGGUCAUCUUCAAUUGCAUAAAAGAACACAUAUUGGAGAGAAACUAUAUGAAUGUAAUCAGUGUGGUAAAGCCUUUGCUUAUCACAGUGUUCUUCAAAGUCAUAAAAGAACACAUACCGGAGAGAAGCCCUAUGAAUGUAAUGAGUGUGGUAAGGCCUUUGCACGUCACAAUCUUCUUCAAUUGCAUAAAAGAAUGCAUACUGGAGAGAAACCCUAUAAAUGUAUUCAGUGUGGUAAAGCCUUUGCUGAUCACAGUGUUCUUCAAAAUCAUAAAAGAACACAUACUGGAGAGAAGCCCUAUGAAUGUAAUCAGUGUGAUAAGGCCUUUGCCCGUCACAGUCUUCUUCAAUUGCAUAAAAGAACACAUACUGGAGAGAAACCCUAUGAAUGUAAUCAGUGUGGUAAAGCCUUUGCUUAUCACAGUGUUCUUCAAAGUCAUAAAAGAACACACACUGGAGAGAAGCCCUAUGAAUGUAAUCAGUGUGGUAAGACCUUUGCUCAAAACCGUGGUUUUCAAAAUCAUAAAAGAACUCAUACUGGAGAAAAACCCUAUAAAUGUAAUCAGUGUGGUAAGGCCUUUGCACGUAAGGAUCAUCUUCAAAUGCAUAAAAGAACACAUACUGGUGAGAAGCCCUAUGAAUGUAAUCAGUGUGGUAAGGCCUUUGCACGUCACAAUCUUCUUCAAUUGCAUAAAAGAAUGCAUACUGGAGAGAAACCCUAUGAAUGUAAUCAGUGUGGUAAGGCCUUUGCAUAUCAAAAUAAUCUUCACAGUCAUAAAAGAACACAUACCGGAGAGAAACCAUAUGAAUGUAAUCAGUGUGGUAAGGCCUUUGCUCAAAACUGUAAUUUUCAAAAUCAUAAAAGAACACAUACUGGAAAGAAACCUUAUGAAUGUAAUCAGUGUGGUAUGGCGUUUGCACGUAAGGAUCAUCUUCAAAAGCAUAAAAGAACACAUACUGGAGAGAAACCCUAUGAAUGUAAUCAGUGUGGUAAGUCCUUUGCAUAUCAAAUGAAUCUUCAUGUUCAUAAAAGAAUGCAUACUGGAGAGAAACCCUACGAAUGUAAUCAGUGUGGUAAGGCCUUUGCUCAACACAGUCAUCUUCAAAAGCAUAAAAGAACACAUACUGUGGAGAAACCAUAUGAAUUUAAUCAGAGUGUUAAGGCCUUUGCUAGAGACAGUGUUCUUUAAUUGUAUAAAAGAACACAUACUGAAGAGAAACCCUAUGAAUGUAAUCGGUGUGGUAAAUCCUUCUUCACAAUCAUCUCCAAAUACAUAAAAUAAAUCAUCCUGUAGGGUAACUUUGAAUUUAAUGUGUGUAUUUUUCAAAAACAUGAAGAAAAUUAUACUGUAGUGAAAUUCUAUAAAUGAAUUCAGUGUCAUAAUGUCUUGUGCUUCAUAUACUAGUAAGACUUUUUGUGUGUAAUCAAUCUGAUAAAGCUUGUGUGUGCAUGGUACCAUAAUCUUUUGGACUUGAGGAAAAAACUGAGGGUUUAUUGUAAACUAUUCUUUAAAAUCUGAAGCCACUUACAUUCAGUUAACUACUGUAUUGUAUAGAAAAAAAUUGUUAGUGUCAACAAUCUGUUCAAGCAUCAUGAUACCUCUUUUUAUUUUAGUUUGAAGCAACAAUCUAAUGGACAAACCCUUUAUGAAGUGUUAUAAGUUGGAGAAAGGGUAUUCAAAGAAACAUACAUUGGUCCUGAAACCAGAGCCAAUGGAAAGUUCUUUGUCUCUGAAUCUGAAAUAGGUAAAGAAAUAACAUCUCCCUGAAAACAGCCAAAACAUUAAAAAGGACCAGUGAAAGACACACACUUUGGCUCUCCAACCAGAACCAUAAAAACAAACUCUACCCUUGUCCAAUUGAGCACAAAGCAACCAAUUUCUUGGCAUAAAAUCAAGCCCAUCUCUGAGUUUUUCAGGAUCAGGGUUUGAAUCCAGCAAAUUCUCACCAUCAGUAUCUCUUUUGAUGCAGUCUGGUCCUAAGAAGUCCUAUGCUCAUUCAGUAUGCAGCUGCCCCUUUCCACACUGGCAGAGAUAUUCAUACUCAUGUUUUCUUCCCUCUCAAAUAAAUCUCCUGAUUCAAGAGUUAUGCUUGUUAAGUUGGGAGCUUAGGCUCCAGGCCCUAUCUAACGCCCUGACCCUGAGAUUUAGCACUCUGGACUCCAAAUCCCAGCAGGCUAGGUCCUGACCCCCUCCCCGGGGUGGGAGGAGGUCAGGACCACUCCCAAGAGUAUUUAAGUGAUCUCCCGAAAAAGGAACAUGUGAUCUCAUUUUAUUCUUCCUGGUGGUCACAUUUAUGUGGCCCCUCGGUGCCACCCGAGAGCACAGAACUUCCAUUAAACCUGGUUAUCUCUUAAUUUGGCUUGAUUGGAAAUUUGCGUCAAUGGAGAGCUCGCAUUAGGAAAAUAUUCUUAACAUCUUGGAGGUUCCACGCAGCAGGCCACAUGUUGAAAGCCUCCCUAGUCUACAAUUCAAGUUCUCCAUGCCACACUUAAUCCGGCUUCUGGGCUACGAUGGCUGCAUCUUGGUGAGUCCCUUUUCUUGUGUAUGCUAUAGGGUUUGGGGGGGGACCCAUUUGUACUUUUUUUUAUCAUUUUCAGAUUCCUGUUGAAGUCGCAGCACACGCCAGGGGUUUGAUUCCCAGUGGCAGUCAGACCAGCAAGACCGGGCUUGGCUGAGGUGAAAAUCUGUUUGUUUUGGGGUACCAGAAAUUCAAUUUCCACGGCCCCAUUUGGACCUAAGAGCUAUUUUGGUGGACGCUCUGGAGUGGACUUAGGUCACGUGGUUAGGCAUAGACUUUAAAAUGGGCACUUACUGUUCAAAGUCAGAUCCGCUGUUGCCCCUGUAAUACCUCUUACAAAAAUUCUUUUUAAAUUGAGCCUGUCUAAUACAAUCUGUCCCAAAUGGCUAAUUUCCCUAUGUACUAAGUCUUGACCUUACCACUUUCUGAGACCUAAUUUUUUGUCACCGUAAGGACAAAUGGACAGAGCUUACAUAUGUCUAUAGGUUUUGGGUGCUGUGCUCUCGCUUUAGUAGCCAGUGUCUCACAGCACCAUGCUGCCAGAGGCACUGGCCCCUCCCCCACUUCCUCAAGCCUAUACUACUCAACCCCUCCUGCAGAGCAUCAUUCUUUCCCCACCCCAUUUCGGAGGUUCAAUGUCAAAUUCUACCUUCCCCACC
Myodes glareolus (Bank vole) is the source of this 3822-nucleotide messenger RNA. The record is from RefSeq and is a predicted model, not a curated record. NCBI's taxonomy places the organism in Eukaryota, Metazoa, Chordata, Mammalia, Rodentia, Cricetidae.